Messenger RNA from Fusarium odoratissimum NRRL 54006, 2320 nucleotides. RefSeq lists its product as uncharacterized. Gene Ontology annotation, biological process: transmembrane transport. Gene Ontology annotation, molecular function: transmembrane transporter activity. The record is from RefSeq and is a predicted model, not a curated record. The transcript is spliced from 3 exons. Bases 847 to 2214 code for a protein of 455 amino acids. NCBI's taxonomy places the organism in Eukaryota, Fungi, Ascomycota, Sordariomycetes, Hypocreales, Nectriaceae. Gene Ontology annotation, cellular component: membrane.
CUCCCAAGACCAAUACCAAGAACAAGACAAGACCAAGAGUGUCUCGUGCUCAUUGCUUGUGCUUGAGCUUGUACUCCCUCCUCGUCUCUUAUUUCCAGGUCGUGUACAAUUGCCAACCCAAAAAGAGUCAAGAGUGCAAAACGCCCAGAAAAUUUAAACUCAAUCCAUUGGUACACUUCCUCUACCUUAAACCAACUUACCCACCCACUUCUGCAUUACUUCCGAUCCGAUUGACUCCAAUCACUGGGAAGGCGCCUCGCUCCGCCUCAGUUCCCUUUAUUACAUCCAGCUCAUCUCCUUCUUCCCUGGGGGGUCCAGGGUCUGGGUCUAGGUCUGAGAUAUAUACAUUCAUCCAUAUAUAUCCGUCCGUAACCCGGUCUUGAUCAUUCUUGGCGUUUAUCUCUCAUCUCUCAUCUCUUUUCUUUUCUUUUGUCCAGUCCAUAUCUUAUCUCGAUAGCAACAACCACAAACAAACCACCCUCGGCUCUUGACGGUGUCACAAGACGGAAAACGAACCGAUCAUCUAUUCGCCCCCUCCUGCCGAUCUCAACUCUUCUCGAACCGUUCCAUCGACGACAUCGAAAAACAAACACCAUCUUCUUCCAUCUCGUCGCAUCACGGCCACUGAGUAGCCACAGGCCGGAUGUCGAGCGACGUGGAAAUGGAAAAGGUCCCCAUUCCCGUGCCGUUCCCUCCUCCGGCCGCCGUUGACGAUGUCGAUUCGACUCUCGGAAAAGACGUUGUAAAUACCCUCCUCACCCUCUGCGCAACUUGUGCGCAUGCCACCAACGUCGCAAAUACUAACAUUACGUCUCCUAGGACGCCCACGUUCACUAUGGCGACGCUAUGAGCCCCCUCGAGAAGGGUCUUCUCUGGAAACAAGACCUACGCAUCAUCCCACUAUCAGGCGCCAUCUAUUUCCUAUCCUUCCUCGAUCGAACGAAUAUCGGAAACGCCAUGAUCCUCAAUUCGUCGACCAACAACGAUAUGCAGCGCGAGACCAACAUGACCGACCACCAAUUCGUUAUCUCCCUCAUGGUCUUCCUCGUAUCCUAUGCGGUGUUCGAAGUUCCAAGUAACAUGCUACUCAAGAAAUUGCGACCCAGCCGUUGGCUCGCUUUUCUCAUGUUUUGCUGGGGUGCAAUGACGAUAUUGACGGCUGCCACCAACAACUUCGGCAGUGUUACAGCUGUGCGAUUCCUACUGGGUGUUUUCGAAGCUGGGUUGUUUCCUGGGUUGGUAUACUACUUGACAUUUUGGUACAAGCAUGAUGAGCGCAGUGUUCGCGUCGCAUUCAUCCUCGCAUCUGCCACUCUCGCCGGCGCAUUUGGCGGCGCAAUUGCCUAUGGCAUCGGCCACAUGAACGGCACAGCUGGUCUCUCUGGCUGGCGCUGGCUCUUCAUCAUUGAGGGCAUCCCGUCUUGCCUAGCCGCCUUCCUGGUUCUCUUCUUCCUACCCGAUUAUCCGGAGCGGGCAAAAUGGUUAUCUGAAGCAGAGAAGGAUAUGGCUAUUCAUCGAUUGUACUAUGAGGGUUCUAAGGAAUCGCAUCCGACGAUGAACUGGGCAGAAGCCAAGGAAACCCUGAUGGACUGGCGAUUGUAUGCGCAUUAUGCAAUUUACUUUGCGUCUGGCCCGGCAUUCGCGAGUUUGAGUUUGUUUGCGCCCUCAAUCACCGUUGGUUUGGGAUAUUUCGACUUGAAAGCACAGUUGAUGACGGUGCCUCCGUGGGCCAUUGCUUAUGUCUGCCAGGUUUUGGUGGCUUGGUCGGCGGACCAUUUCAACGCCCGAGGCAUUCACACGGCCAUAGCUGCAGCCGUGGGCGCUAUUGGCUUCAUUAUAUCGGCUGCGCUCCCGGCCGACGCCUAUGCAGCCCGCUACGGAGGUUUAAUAAUGGCAACGGCUGGCUCCUUUGCAUGCAUGCCACCCAUGCUGGGAUGGCUCAGCUCCAAUGUGUUUACGACGGCCUCUACCGGUCUUGCCAUUGCCCUCAACGUUAGUCUCGGCGGGGGAAUUGGACAGAUCCCUGGUGUUUGGAUCUACCAGACCUCACAGCGAGAAGGAGGAUUCACGACAGGGCACUGGGUCAAUGCGGCUCUGUUGCUGUUUGUGUCAGUUGUGGCCCUGGGUCUGAGGAUGUUCUAUGGUUGGAAGAAUCGGCAGUUGAGAGAAUAUGCCGAAAGUCGCGCAGUGCCUUAUCGAUGCUAUAAGUUGUAGGAAGACAUGUUCUUCAUGAUAUGUUAUGUUAUGAACUAUUCAAUGAAUUCAAAGGUCGAGUCUGUUCAUAUUGCGUGAUGACGAUGUUUCGGUUCUUACACCAGGG